Periophthalmus magnuspinnatus is the source of this 1181-nucleotide messenger RNA. RefSeq names its product pleckstrin homology domain-containing family A member 7-like. The transcript has 5 exons. NCBI's taxonomy places the organism in Eukaryota, Metazoa, Chordata, Actinopteri, Gobiiformes, Gobiidae. The record is from RefSeq and is a predicted model, not a curated record. Bases 17 to 1180 code for a protein of 387 amino acids.
GGCACGUCCGUGGGCCAUGCGCACACACUUGGACAAACGGAGCUCUCUGAUUGGCCCAUUGUCCAAACGCAGCCCUGUGAUUGGUCCGUUCAAACGCAGCAGCUCUCUGAUUGGCUCACAGGCAGAGCACUCGGGGAUGAGGACGUACUACUUCAGCGCAGAGACCCAGGAGGACAUGAAUGCUUGGCUCAGGGCCAUGAACCGGGCCACACGAGUCCAGACUAAGACCAAGACCCAGGACCGAGACCAGAACCGAGACCAAACCCAAGUCCAGACCGGAGACCAGACCCAGAUCCAGACAGGAGACCAGACUGGAAUCCAGACCGGAGAACUAACCAAGGUCCGAAAUGGGGUCCGAAAAGCCCAGAAUGGGGUCCACUGUGGCACCAACACCUCAACGGACAAAUCCUUAGACCUUUUGGACUCGACUCAGUCCUCAGAAAAGACCCUGGUCCAUGAAGUCCAAAGUCCAGAUCAGGAUCCCAACCAGGACUCUCCUCUGAAGACUGGACCUAUCUCCAAGGCAGCCACACGACUAACCACGCCCCCUGAAGAGUCAGCUCCUGCUCCCUCUCAGAACAGGUUCCCCGUUUCAACCCCAAGUCCGAUCCUGGAGCCAAAUGGGAUUGCGGCUGGAACAUACCAGACGACUCCACCCCCAGACACGCCUCCAGGAAGUGUUUACAGACAGGCCACGCCCACAGGAAGUGCACAGAGACAGGCCACACCCACAGGAAAUAUACAGAGACAGACCACGCCCCCAGGAAGCAUUUUCAGACAGGCCACACCCCCAAACAGCACCCUGACCCGAAACAGCGUUCGAGAACAAGUCCAGAACUGGGUCAAAAUCCAGAGAGAUGACCGUCGAGACAGUCUCAGACGGACUCCUCCAUCUCAGUUCAGCCCCAUUGAGCCCCCCCUCCAGUACAACGCCCCUGGUGGUCGUGUGGGGGAGUACCGUUAUGCUCAGGACCGCCUCUCUCACUUUGGUCUGUGCGACUCUGCUGCUCCGCCUUCAUUUUGGCGUCUUUACGAGUGGCAGCAACGGCAUCAGUAUCGCCAUGGCAACCCCACAGCACCACUCUACAGCCCCGCCCCCCUACACCCCUAUGGACCACGCCCCCUGGCCUCAGCUGCAUCGAUGUCCCGCCGUCCGCCACUGAUGUCCCGCCCCCUCUGAC